UUCCCCCACCACAAAAUAGAAAGCUUGUGUUUUUUUUUUCCAUAGAGAAACUAACUGUGUCAAUUGAAUCCAGAUCUUCCAUAGUAAGCUGUUGAGUGGAACCAUAUCGAGCACCUGAGUUCACUUGUUUUGUCCCUUGUCCAUCUCCAUGGCCACUCCACAGUCCCACUUCCGUUUUCUCGCUUUCUCACUCUCUAUCAUCCAUAUCUCUCUCUUCCUCUCCACAACCGCAACCCAACUACCGCUCCUCGAAGAACAAGACACUCCCAUCACGCACUUCCAGCGCUACCUCCGCAUUAACACAGCCCACCCAACCCCUGACUACACCUCCGCGGUCUCCUUCCUCAAAGCCCAGGCCCAAAGCCUGGGCCUCAAAACCCAAACCCUCGAGUUCGUCCAAGGCAAGCCCGUCCUCCUCCUCACGUGGCCGGGCUCAAACCCCUCCCUCCCCUCCCUCCUUCUCAACUCCCACCUCGACUCCGUCCCCGCCGAGCCCGAGAAAUGGCUCCACAAUCCCUUCUCCGCCCACCGCACCGCCUCCGGCGCCAUCUUCGCCCGCGGCGCCCAGGACGACAAAUGUAUCGCUAUUCAGUACCUGGAAGCCAUCCGCAACCUCAAAUCCCAAUCCUUCACUCCACACCGCACAAUCCACAUCUCCCUCGUCCCCGACGAGGAAAUCGGCGGCAUCGACGGGGCCGCCAAGUUCGUGGAGUCCGAGGAAUUCAACGGACUCAACGUUGGAUUCGCGCUCGACGAGGGGCAGGCCUCGCCGGGCGAUGAAUUUAGGGUUUUCUACUCCGAUAGGGUUCCGUGGAACGUGAAGAUUAGGGCUAAGGGGAGGCCCGGGCAUGGGUCGAGGAUGUAUGAUGGGAGUGCGGUGGAGAAUUUGAUGGAGAGCGUGGAGGUAGUGAGUAGGUUCAGGGAGAGCCAGUUUGAUGUGGUGAAGGCCGGGAAAGCUUUGAAUGGUGAGGUUGUGUCGGUGAAUCCGGUUUAUGUCAAGGCUGGGGUUGUUUCUGAAGAUGGGUUUGCAAUGAACGUCCAGCCUUCGGAGGCGGAAGCUGGGUUCGAUCUGAGGCUGACACCAACAACAGACCCAGAGGAAAUGAGAAGGCGAAUUGCAGAGGAAUGGGCGCCGGCUGUUAGGAAUAUGUCAUACGAGAUUAUAGAGAAAGGACCUCUUAGAGACUACAUGGGACGUCCGUUAAUGACUGCAACCGAUGAUUCCAAUCCAUGGUGGUCAGUUUUCAAGCAAGCUAUCACAUCUGUUGGAGAAAAGCUUUCAAGGCCUGAAAUUCUUGCAUCCACAACUGAUGCUCGAUACCUCAGACAGAAAGGAAUUCCUGUGCUCGGUUUCUCCCCAAUGAAAAAUACUCCCAUCUUGCUUCAUGACCACAAUGAGCACUUAAAGGAUACUGUGUUCAUGAAGGGAAUUCAGGUAUACGAGUCUCUGAUAAGUUCCUUGAGUACAUUUACAGAAGCUUCACAUUAAAGGCCUGAGUUGCUGAUCUCAAUAGGAGAACAAUGCCUAACUUUUGUAGGGAAAAUCUGAGCGAUUGGAUACCCCACCUCCAAAUAAUAAGUGGAGUAAAAGCAUAAAUAGCAACGUUGUUAUCGGACACCAUGAAAAAAGGAAGAAAAAAAGUCCUCUGUUGUUCCAAUUCGCUCAUGGUGGGGACUGGGAAUGGUACAACUUAUUAAUUAUUAUUGUACCUUUAGAAAUUGUAAUGAUCAGGAAUUAUUUUCUGUGAAGUUUAUUUGGUCCUUUGUGUUAAAUCAUCGAUGGUUGCCUAUCAUGGGCCAAGGAUUCAACUCUCUACUGUUGUCUAUAAGUUGCAUCCUUAAAUGCUAUGUAAGAUCUUAAAAAGUAAACAUUGGUUACCACGAUAAAUACUAAAUAGGUGAAGUUGUGGUUGGACUGUGUUCACAACUUUAAGAAGUUAAUGUUUAUUUUAGUUUGAUA
Glycine soja is the source of this 1960-nucleotide messenger RNA. Its product is annotated as aminoacylase-1. Gene Ontology annotation, biological process: amino acid metabolic process. The record is from RefSeq and is a predicted model, not a curated record. The transcript has 4 exons. Gene Ontology annotation, molecular function: aminoacylase activity. The coding region runs from base 149 to 1489 and encodes 446 amino acids. Gene Ontology annotation, cellular component: cytoplasm. Lineage: Eukaryota; Viridiplantae; Streptophyta; Magnoliopsida; Fabales; Fabaceae.